Molecule: messenger RNA, 1248 nt
Organism: Naegleria fowleri
Lineage: Eukaryota; Heterolobosea; Eutetramitea; Acrasida; Naegleriidae
Exons: 2
Coding region: 1-1248 (415 amino acids)
Biological process (GO): rRNA base methylation; tRNA methylation
Molecular function (GO): RNA methyltransferase activity; iron-sulfur cluster binding
Source: RefSeq, a predicted model, not a curated record
AUGCUUUCAAGUCACAAAUCUACAAGUAAUGAAAAGAAAAAUCUCAUUGGUCUUACUUUACAAGAACUUAUUGACACACUUUCGGAAAGUAUUCCUACCAUCACACCUCAAAAAGCAACUCGAAUUUUCACACACAUUUACACACAGGGUCAAACGAAUUUUCAUGACAUGAAAGUGAUGAUUACGAAACGAGAAAUGGAUGAACUUGCAGAUAAAUUUGAAAUUCGAUAUCCUAUGAAUAUUUGUGCUGAAACGAUAAGUCCUCUCGACAAAACUCGAAAAUAUUUAUUUGAUUUACAUGAGGAUGAGAGAAAAGUAGAGGGAGUAGUUAUGCAUUUUCCAGAAAGGGAGAGAAUUACAAUGUGUGUUUCGAGUCAGGUGGGAUGUAGUAUGAAUUGUAGUUUUUGUCACACAGGAUCUCAGAAAUUAGAACGAAAUUUGACAGCAGCUGAAAUCGUUGGACAAGUCAUGCAUGCAAAACAAUUGUAUCAUAAUUUUCCAAUUCAUGCUUACUCGUUGCCAAUUCAGACAGAGAAGUAUCGAGAGAAGAGAAGGAAAAUAGUUGACAAUAAUUCAAUGAAUGAUAUACAAUUGCCAAUACCUGAUCAAAUGGAAAGAAUUACACAUAUUGUCUUUAUGGGACAAGGAGAGCCAUUAUACAAUCACAAGAAUGUUUUUAAGGCAGUGAAAAUCCUUAAUGAACAGCAUGGUCUCAAUAUUUCUCGAAAACGAAUUGGAAUUUCUACCUGUGGGGUUGUACCCAUCAUGAGACGUGUUGUGACAGAACUCGGCGUCGAUUUAUUAAUAUCACUUCAUGCCACCUAUAAUGAUUUACGAGAUGUUUUGGUUCCCAUUAAUAAGACCUAUCCGUUAGAGUAUUUAUUUGACACUCUGCGAGAAAUGAUUCAAAAGAAGGAACUCGAUCGAAAAGUGACUUUUGAAUAUGUCAUGCUUCGUGGUGUGAAUGACUCAAUUGCUGAGGCUCAUAGACUUGUUGAAUUAGUCAAGGGUAUUACUUGUGCCUUUCAUCUCAUUGAAUUUAAUACAUGGCCUGGAGCUCCGUACGAAUGCUCGACACCAGAAACCAUUGAUGCGUUUGGAGCAGUGCUGAGAAAUGCAGGCAUACGAACAGGUGUGAGAAGAUCCAAAGGAAAAGAUAUUCAAGCGGCAUGUGGUCAAUUGAAAACUUCGGAAAUUGUGAAAAGUAGACGUGCUGAACAAUUACGAAGAGUUUCAGCAAAAAUGUAA